AUGGCCACGGUGCCAUUAAUGGUUCAUGGAAGCAUUGAUCAGAGUCCUGAAGCCAUCGAAAAAUGGUUCGAUGAUCUCCCUCAAGCAAAGCCGAAGUUAACCAAAUUACAUUUAUACAUUCGGGAUAUCGUAUCAGGCGGCAACCCGACUGUUGUACAGAUUGCUGAGGCAAAAUUCAAUACUAGAAAAUCGAUGGCAACCGGCUUUGGAGGGACGUUUGCAUUUGAUGAUCCAAUCACAACCGGGCCGGAGUUUGAUUCCAAGAUCAUCGGUCGAGCUCAGGGGACCUACACCAGGAUAAGCCAGAGUGAUAGUGGUGUACUAAUGCUGGCUUUCAAUUUGGUGUUCACUGAAGGAGAGUACAAUGGUAGCACUAUUAGCUUUCUAUGUACUGAUUCAAUCUUCCACAAGUACAGAGAGUUGCCGAUAAUUGGUGGUUCUAGUUUUUUCCGGUUAGCUCAAGGAAUUGCGACGGAAGAAACUGUUAAUCUCGAUCCGGCCACUGGCGAUGCUCUGGUUGAGUAUAAUGUCUUCAUACUACAUUAUUGA
Molecule: messenger RNA, 549 nt
Organism: Oldenlandia corymbosa var. corymbosa
Lineage: Eukaryota; Viridiplantae; Streptophyta; Magnoliopsida; Gentianales; Rubiaceae
Source: the annotation of a GenBank genome assembly